AUAUAGAGGUUGCCAAGAGGAGUCCUGGUGUUUGUGUGAGUAGACUUGGUCCACAAUUCCCACUAUCAUCUAACCCCCAAUGGAAGCAUAAGUAACAUUAUGGGAUCAAAUGCAAGUUAGGCGGUUGUGGGUCAUACAGUUUUUGUUCUUCACACAAACACAACCCCCAAUUUCACACUUCAUUGAUCAUUCCCCCACAUUCAAACCCUAGUGGGUUCUUACUCAAAUGCUGCUGAUCUUCACUUUGAUUUAAGGGGUUUUGACUUUGUUUCUUGAUCAUGGCUAGGCGACAUGGAUGGGAACUUCCUGCUCAUACUUUUCAGGUUGUGGCUAUUACCGUAUACUUCUUACUGUCGGUUGCCUUCUAUACAUUUUUCUCGCCGUUUCUUGGAAAGGAUAUCUAUGAACAUGUAGCCAUCGGUGUCUAUUCCUUCUUGGCUCUCUGUGUAUUCAUUCUUUAUGUAAGAUGCACUGCUAUUGAUCCCGCUGAUCCUGGAAUUUUAAUUGAACCAGACCGCGCUUCACCUCAUAGAUCACAUCAUAGUAAAGAAAUUCCUGGAAAUGGAUCUUCUGUUGGAGAGCCGAGCAAAACAGAAUUUCAAAAUGGUGGAAUAUAUGAUAAUAAUAGUUCCGGUUGCUGUUCGAAAAUUGGAGGAUUAUUUUGUGGUUGUAUCGUUAAAGAGGAUUGUAGAAAUGAUGAAGACGUGCAACAAGGAUGGGAGGAAGAAGCUCUAUUUUGUACAUUGUGCAAUGCAGAGGUGCGAAAGUUUAGCAAACACUGCAGAAGUUGUGAUAAAUGCGUUGAUGGGUUUGAUCAUCAUUGUCGGUGGUUGAACAAUUGUGUGGGGAGGAAAAAUUACUUUACAUUUGUGUGCCUGAUGGCUGUAAGUCUUGUUUGGCUUACUUUUGAAUGUGGAGUCGGGAUUGCUGUUCUUGUUCGAUGUUUUGCUGAUAAAAAAGCUACAGAGAAUCAGAUUGCUGAUAGACUUGGAGAUGGAUUUAGUAGACCACCAUUUGCAACGGUCGUGGCGAUAUGUACGGCUGUUUCUCUUCUGGCCACCAUUCCACUUGGAGAACUCUUGUUCUUUCACAUAAUCCUCAUACGGAAGGGGAUUACUACAUAUGAGUAUGUAGUUGCAAUGAGGACCCAAAGUGAACCACCAGGCCCAUCAAUAGAUGGGUUGGAUCAACAAAGCCUGCAGUCUUCACCCACAAGCUCCGCUGUCACUGCAAUGAGCGGUCGAAGUUCGCACGGCCUUGGAUUGAGUUUGCAACACAAAGGUGCUUGGUGCACCCCUCCUCGAAUCUUCAUGGAUCAACAGGAUGAGGUCAUCCCUCAUCUAGAGCCCGGGCGGCUACCAUCUACAAUUGAUCCGGAUGCAGUCCAACCAUCCGACAAGGGUAAAAGGUUACCACAACGCCCCGUGAGAAUUAGUGCAUGGAAGCUUGCAAAGCUAGAUUCAAAUGAAGCAAUAAAAGCAGGUGCAAAGGCCCGGGCCUCAUCCUCUGUUCUUCGCCCAUUGGGUUCCAAACACAACCCAAACGAUCCUGACCGUUUAUCCAGUAGCAACUUGAGCAUAAUAAGCAGCACAAAUAGUACAAAUCAUUACAAAAGAAGUCGCUCCAAAAACUCGUAUCCACCUAGUCGAGCCAGCCGUGAAGAUACCGAAACUUGCAAUCACAGUGUUAGUAACAUGAGUAGCCCGGGCCCAGGCUCGUUACAGGGUAGAGAACAUUUUAACCCCAUGUACCAACCCUCAGCGAAUCAAUCUCCAAGGUCGGGAAACAACGAGCCGAUAACGGUCCAACAAGUGGCAGUACCGGGACCAAGGAGAAACAACAUGGGUGUUGGUGAGAGUACAAGAUCUUCCUCUGUGUAUUGGGAUCAAGAAGCGGGUCGGUUUGUAUCCGCUUCGACAAGAAGUGUGGGUGGUGGGUCGUCUUCUCAGGCUUCGGGUACAGACUUGAGUUAUACGGGUCAGUCGAUAUUCUUUGGUGGGCCCCUUGUUGGUGGUGGUCAAAGGGGGUCAACGGGUGUGAGUUAUUAUCAGCAAGGGAGAGCACAGAGAGGUGGGCAGUUACCUGUGUUUGUUCCAAGUGACCAAAACCAGAAUAAUCCUAGAUUAUGAUGAUGAGACAUUAAGACCCUUUUGUUUAAUCUGUUUUCUUAAUCUUAUUUUUAGCAAAUUUUGUACUUUUUCUUAAAUUAUCUUGUGCAGCUGAAGUUUAGAUUGUAAGUUUCUUCACCUGACUA
Helianthus annuus (common sunflower) is the source of this 2254-nucleotide messenger RNA. RefSeq names its product protein S-acyltransferase 21. Gene Ontology annotation, molecular function: protein-cysteine S-palmitoyltransferase activity. Gene Ontology annotation, biological process: peptidyl-L-cysteine S-palmitoylation; protein targeting to membrane. Lineage: Eukaryota; Viridiplantae; Streptophyta; Magnoliopsida; Asterales; Asteraceae. Gene Ontology annotation, cellular component: Golgi apparatus; endoplasmic reticulum. The coding region runs from base 279 to 2129 and encodes 616 amino acids. The record is from RefSeq and is a predicted model, not a curated record. The transcript is spliced from 10 exons.